Molecule: messenger RNA, 648 nt
Organism: Sodiomyces alkalinus F11
Lineage: Eukaryota; Fungi; Ascomycota; Sordariomycetes; Glomerellales; Plectosphaerellaceae
Exons: 9
Coding region: 1-648 (215 amino acids)
Source: RefSeq, a predicted model, not a curated record
AUGUCGGGUGUCAAAGCCGCACAGCCACAGGGUCUCCAAGACAUCAAGGCCUUAGAUGAAGCUUCGUACCAAAGGCUAGUGCUCCUGAGUCUGGGUAGAUCUUCUUCCCAUUGCAGUCCGUUGCAUAUGGACAGUCGGCAUAUACAUAACUGGCUGGAUGCUCGAUGCUACUGGCAGUUCUUGACAGCGGCCGUGGUAGAUCAUUGGAUGAUCUCACCUAUCCAUAUUCUCAACGAAUGGCAGCCAUUCCAUGAAGCGACUCGCGUCCUCUGGGGCAACCCAAGCAAGGAUAUGCCCCCGUAUCUCGCAGAGCUAAGAAACCACUCCUACUUCCCGUCCGCUCUCCAACGUGGUCUAAAAAGAGCCGAACCGAACUUUGGCAAGCAAUCCCGCCCCGAUCGACUUCUCAACUUCCAUGUUGGACAACAACGGUCCAAUGUGACCAAACAUAAAGCUACCAACGACGACGGUUCUCCUUGUCGGAUGUGGCCCUUCGUAUCUUUAGAGGGGCCGGUGGCGUCGUGCGCAAUUCUUGAGGUUCUUCUGCAGCUGAGGCAUGUCGGUCUGUUAGAGAGUGUCCCUACUGUUUCUGAUUGCAGAUUUGAUGCUGGUCAGGAGAAGCGUCAUACGCAUUAUAGUGAGGAGUGA